UAAGGCUGUGAGCUUCAUCGUAUGCUUCCCCGCCUCGGUGAUCAGGCUCUCUCGCUCUCUCUCGCCAUUUCGGAGGCUUGGAGCUCAAUUUCCUGUUGCUGCUCCGUUUCGAGCCCUGCUUCUCGCCCUUCGUCUCCGCACUGUCACACCCCCCAGGUUAGGAUUUGAGUCUAGGGGGAGGAAUGGUAGGUGUGAUGAUGGCAGCCGCUGCGACUCCCGGAUGUGGAGUGUCGCAGGCCUUGACUGCUUGCGGUAGCCACGAAGGCUUGCGACGCGUAGCCCCGGUGUUUGGCCCCGGCGUUGUGUCCGUUUCGGCGCCUUGUAAGUUGCCGAGGAAGUUAAACGUGCAGGCUGUUGCUGAGCCUAUCGCGAAGAGCUCUCCGCGUACUAUUGAAGAAUGUGAGGCUAAUGUGGUGGCUGGUAAUGCUCCUGCCGCUCCUCCUGUUCCUGCCAAGCCCAGUGCACCUGAGGGCACACCCGCAAUUUCUCCGUUGGUAAUGCCCGCUAGGCCACGAAGAAACCGCAGAUCUCCAGCUCUCCGCGCUGCUUUUCAAGAGACUACGAUCUCUCCUGCAAAUUUCAUCCUCCCAUUAUUUGUUCACGAAGGGGAACAGAAUGCACCGAUCGGCGCUAUGCCGGGUUGCCAGCGUCUCGGAUGGCGUCAUGGGCUUAUUGAUGAGGUGUACAAGGCAAGAGAUGUUGGUGUCAACAGUGUUGUUCUUUUUCCCAAAGUCCCUGAUGCUCUGAAGUCUUCAACUGGAGAUGAGGCUUACAAUCCUGAUGGGCUGGUGCCACGGUGCAUUCGCUUACUCAAAGACAAAUUCCCUGACCUGGUGAUUUACACAGACGUCGCGCUGGACCCUUACUCUUCGGACGGUCACGAUGGCAUAGUUCGAGAAGAUGGUUUGAUCAUGAAUGACGAGACAGUACAUCAGCUUUGCAAGCAGGCCGUAGCUCAGGCUCAAGCUGGAGCAGAUGUUGUUAGCCCUAGUGACAUGAUGGAUGGGCGUGUUGGUGCCAUCCGAAAAGCUCUUGAUCUAGCUGGUCAUCAAGAUGUUUCUAUCAUGGCUUAUACAGCCAAAUACGCUAGUGCCUUUUACGGCCCUUUCAGAGAAGCACUAGACUCCAACCCUCGCUUCGGUGACAAAAAGACGUAUCAAAUGAACCCCGCGAACUACCGGGAGGCUCUUAUUGAAACAAGAAUGGACGAAGCUGAAGGUGCUGACAUUCUCAUGGUUAAGCCAGCCAUGCCCUACCUAGACGUCAUCAGGCUUUUGCGCGACAACACUGCACUACCCAUCUCAGCUUAUCAGGUCUCAGGAGAGUACUCCAUGAUUAGAGCAGCCGCUGCCGCGGGCAUGCUUGACGAGAAGAAAGCUGUACUGGAGUCACUGCUAUCUAUCAGACGAGCAGGUGCCGAUGUCAUUCUCACUUACUUUGCCAUUCAAGCUGCUCAAUGGCUCUGUGCUGAGCGGGUUUAAGAAUUUAUAGCACCCUUUUGAAAGGUGGCGGGUUUCUAAAGGUUGUUAUACUAAAAGGUAUGGCUGGAGGUCCUGAGGGCUCUAUGCCACCCUCGGAGCGGCCUGCUCCAGCCCAUCAAGGAAGUUAAAGUCGGUAGGAAGAUUUCUCGGGCUUAGUCUAGUUCGAAACCAACGUGAGUCACUGAUGUGACAUCUAGCGUUGUUCCAUGCAGCUUUUCCCUUUGAAAGUUGGCUUGAGAGGUACAAGAUCAAGUUCAGAUUGUAAUGAUACCAGUAAUACAUAUCUUUGAAAUGAAAGAAUUCUCUUAAUGUCA
Physcomitrium patens is the source of this 1795-nucleotide messenger RNA. Lineage: Eukaryota; Viridiplantae; Streptophyta; Bryopsida; Funariales; Funariaceae. The record is from RefSeq and is a predicted model, not a curated record.